GACUCAGUAGAUCCACCUAGAUCUACGGAGUAGCUAUGAUAACCAACUGGCAUCGUAGUUUAGACCUCUACGCUCUAAUAAUGACAAUGUGUAUCCGGAGAUGCCCGGACUGGAUGCAGAGUCGUAAACGGGCAAAACCGUUUAUUCGAUCUGGUGUUCUUGAGUAGGCUGAUACACACGACAACUAGCUGGCAACUGACGUGCAGAGUGUGAGGGUAGCUCUUCGAAGAUCUCCUCUUCGGAAUUCGAAAAAGCUUCUCUGUAUCGGAAGCUUCUCUGUAUCGGAGUGGCCAUCCCAGGCUUGUGCAAACUCUCAAGGCGCCUGGUCGUCCAUCGCUGUUGUCACUGCGCAUGCAAAGUGCUCUGCCAAAGGUGUGAAGUGCGGGAAGGAGAGCGACGACCAACGUUUGAAUCAUGCCGAUACCGGCGUCGCUUGCUGCGCACUUGCCCGCGCACCAGGCCGCCAGGGACGGCGAUAUUAGCGGUCUUGAGCGGCUGCUGGACGGUAGCGGAGUGGCGAUCUUCCAGAGCGUGGACGACACUUCAGGGGACACUGCUCUGCACAUUGCGGCCGAGGAAGGCCAGCUUGAGUGCGUUACUUGGCUGUUGCGACAUGGCGACAUUUACUACCGGACCAAGAACACCACUGGCGAAACGCCAGCAUACAAGGCGGCGCUCAAUGGGCACUUGGACUGUCUGGAGACGCUCAUUGAGUUCGACAAGGAGAAAGCGAGUACGGCGGCAAACGAGGCGAACAACCAGGGCCUGACUUGCCUGCACACUGCCACUAUCCACAACCACAUGGCGGUUAUCAAAUGGCUCCUGAAUCGCUACCAUUCGACGGCAUUCGCCAUGAACGAGUUUGGCGCAUCGGCUGUUCACUUUGCCGCCGCACAGGGUAAUGUUGAUAUUCUGAAGCUGCUGACGGAACAUCUAGGAGCUGCCGCGGCCAACAGCAGAGACUUCAAUGGCGCCACACCAAUCUACUUUGCAGCGCAGGAAGGUCGGCUAGUGGCUCUUCAGUACCUGGUGACCGAGUGCACAGGUGAUCCGAUGAUCCGCGCCAACGACGGCAUGACAGCUGUGCAUGCCGCCACUCAACUCGGUCACUUGGAGACUGUGCGGUGGCUGAUUGGGGAGAUAGGAACACAUGGCAUUGCUGAUCGGACCAAAGACGGUGCUACGCCAGUUCACUUUGCUGCAGCCAAAGGCUACACGUAUCUACUGCGCUGGUUCUUCGACACGCACCCAGAGCCGAAUGUUCUAGCACGACUGUGUGACAAUGCCGAUGCAACACCAGCACAUGAUGCAGCAGAGUUCGGACAAGUGGAUGCACUGAAGCUUCUAUUACGCCACGGUGCAGACCUGUAUGCUACAGACCGGGAUGGUGCAAGCCCGUAUUCGCUGGCAACCGGUCAACCGGGCGAGGAAAUUGACGAGUUUGUGACCCAGUACGCCAGCUCCGGUGCAAUGGAGGCACAGUAUCGCCGCCAGAGUGCACCCAACACGAGCGCACUCGAGGUCCGGAAGGCCGGCGAUAACAAAAAGAUCUCAACGUCAAGCCUGGCUAACUACUAUCGCAACGUCACGCCGGCACAGGCGAUCGUGCCCCAGCCUCCCGAGGAAAUCCUCGCCGAAGAGUCUGACGAGGGGCCGACCAGAGAUUUCUCCGUUCGUACGAGAAGCGUAGAGGCUCAAGAGAUCCUGGAAGCGCAGGCGGCCGUUGCUCGUGUUCUCGGCGAGGGAAUACAGUUCAGCGAUGCGGAAGAAGCGGCGGAGCUUCGGACCAAGAAGAAGGCGAAGAAGGGCGAGAAGGAAAGGUCGCCGCUGCAUCCUCAGAGUGUGCUCAAGGUCCUGGGCAAGGACAUCGAUGCAGUGGGUGGUCUAACAGCCGGUCCGCAGAAUGGCGAUAUGUACUCGGUGCCUGGCAGCAAGAAGUACGGUCAAAAGCAUGCAAGUCACCGUGACGAUAUUGACGGCCACCCGUUAAUCCGUGGAGGACGUGACCAUGAUGGCGCUGAGUCUGGCGGUGGUCAUCUUGAGCAGUGGUAUGAAACCAGCAAGGGCAAACAAGUAGCAGCAGAUGUCAAGAAAGCGGGCAGGGACUCGACGGGAACUUCACCGAGCACAAGCAGAAGAAACUCUGGUUCAUCGGGAAGCUGGUGGGGCCAGGAUUCUGGUGGAAACGAGCCAGGUGACAAACCACCGCUGGCUAUCCCCCGCAACAUGACAUCGGGCAACAGCUAUGCUGCUUCGGACACAAAUGAUGACUCUGAAGCCUCGCCCACUCCACUUCUCAAGCGCACGGGCCGCCAGCAUUCCUACAUUCAGAAGAGCUUCCGACCUCUGAAGCCGGGCUUCAAACCGAACCCUGCGGCUGACCAAGUGGAUGGACCGGCAGAUCCAGGUGUUCAGCCGGUGCGAGGGUCGUCGCGUGUUCCUGGCCGGCAAACAAGGCGCCAUAACAGGAUGGCGCACAAGCCGCUGGGACCUGGCAUGCCGAUGGGCUAUGGUCCGCCUGGCAUGUUCCCGCCGCCGGGGGUCAGACUACCACCGCACCUACUGCCACCUGGAAUGAGGCCGUUCCGACCGGGCAUGGUACCCCCGCCCGGCAUGAUGCCUUUCCCCCCGGGUAUGAUGGGUCCACCCGGUAUGAUGCCCUACCCGGGUCGCAUGCCCCCACCCGGUGUCCGGAUGCCGUUCCCGGUUGGCAUGGUACCACCGCGACGUACUACCCGAAAGCAGUCCCGUGCCAGAAGCGACGUUCACGAAAACGGAUCGACCGAGAAUGUUGCUGACAUAACGGCCGAAGAGGCACCAGCUCAGGGUCGACCGAGGGCUUCGAGUGAGUCAGCCCUGCAGGGAGCAGCAAUGCAGCGUGCCCAGCGCCGCAGAAUGUCAAAUAUGAGACCGAUGAAUCCUUACGUGGGUGCAUAUCCUCCACCACUACCACACGGCAUGGUACCACAUCCAGGCAUGGUACCACCGCCUCCUCACAUGAUGGCUCCCCCAGGCAUGGUACACCCGGGAGGACCACCACUACCAGCUCCGGGCAUGAUGCUGGGUCCAGCGCAGUCCAUGGGCAAUGUAUCGCAGGACAUGAACACGGAGGUUGUGCAGAGGCGCAUGCAGCACUACAUGCACAAGCAGAGCAAGAUCUACUCCAGACCGCCAAACGCCAAGGUACCUGACGAUGACAAUGUCUCCAUCAGCAGCAUGCUGAUAGAGGACUACGAGGUCGGAAGCACUAUCGCAGCCCUGGCACUGACAGCAGCCGUAGUCGGUAUCACUAUGGUUGCUCCGGUCAAGAAGAAACGCAUGGCCAAGCUACUCGCUGCGCUCAGCAGCGGAGCAGGUGCAGCAGCGGCACGAGAAUGGGAGAUCGGUGUGCGAACGAAGAGCGGCAGUCCGGAGACCGAGGAGGCCAAGCCGCUGGAAUCGCAGGUCGAGUACCGCAAAGCACCGCAUCACUACGUGCCGCCCAAUGCUCCUGCUGAUCAAACGUACGCUGCUCCGAGCGCAACGCAUUUGAAGGCAGCUAAGUCUGUGAAAAGGACUGGCUCCUUCCUGGACAAGCUGCGGGGAUCGAACAAGCCCAAGCCGUCACCGCUCUUGCCCCGGGACCCUUUCAAGUACAACCAGCAAAUGGAGAGUCAGUCCGAGAACUGGACUCAGAGUGAUCCACUCAGCACGGAGGAGGCGCGCCGUCAGAACCAGGAAGGCAAGGCACUGUCUGCCGAAGAUCAGCUGCGGGGAUCCAGUGUGCUGGGAAACCUGAAACAGGGUAUCUCGUUGCGCAACUUGACAUCAUCACUUGCUCUCCCACCGGCCACGUCCAAUCCCUAUUUGCUCGCCGAGCAGCCAUCCAAGGACACUCCGGAAUUCCUGCACCAUGCUGAUGCCAAGGCCGAGGCCGAGGCCAAGGGCAAUUCCAUGACUCUGUCGCAGAUUCUCUGGGGCGGUGCAACGGUGGCGGACGACGCCAGCACAAGCUCCGAGGAUGAACACCAAGGUGACUUCGACGCUUGGUUGCAGAAAAAGCGAAAGGCCAGCACCGACAGAGCCGAGCACGUUGAUAGUACUCUGCCGAGAAUGGUUGCCACGGAGACCAGCACGGAGGAAGCUGGGGCAGCUGCGGCUGCUGCCGCUGCUGUGCCUGCUCUGCAGGCUGAGAUGGCCGAGAAGCAAGAGGCCACUCCUUUGAUGCCUGCUCGUCAGGUGCAGGAGCCGGCACAGAUUGCGUCGGCAGUGGUGCGCGUCCAGGGAGCGCAGAUGAACCCGGUGCUCGUGCAGCUGGAGGCCGCUGACGACGGCAGUGGAAUCAAUCUGCACGAGGGCCUGUCGCUGUCGGCAAAACCCGGUGACAGUCGUGUGGGAGCCACAAUCAACACUGGCAUCGCCGCUGUGGACGGUGCUAUUCCACCUGCGCCCGUCCUGCCAAUGCCAGGAGGAGAAUCCAUCCCAGAGCCACCGAGAUUGCCGCCAUCACUCAUUCCAACUGGGAAGGGUUUGGGCCCGCUCAGUGCGCAACCGAGACCGUCCUCUGGGGGCAGGCCUAAAGUAGAGCUUUCCCGGGUUGUGGACCGAACGAGACAAGCCCAUCAGGCGCAGAGCAGAAGCACCGAGAAGCAGGGAGGGGAAGAAGACAGGCAGAAGCGUCGACAGACGCUAGUCCGUCGCCAUAGCCAGAAUGUGACCAGGGGUAUGACGAAGAAGAUCAGCGCGUUGGAGAUGCGGCUCGGAGACUCACAGCUUGCUCACGACCUGGUCAUGGCCAGUGAUGAGAAAUUUGCGCGAGAGAGAGAAGGCGUAGUGGAAGCGGACAGCCGGCCACCUCCGCUCCAUGCUCAGGUGCUGAGCACAGCAGCCGUGGAGUCCAGUGCCGCGGCAGCCGUUGUCACCGACAACGAAGGACCUUGACUGACACCGCCGGACCGCCGGAAAGCGUGCGCGAUGCGACUAGAUGGCCUCUUGUCCGGACACAACACGCAGUCAGAAUGAUCUGAACUGUGGCAAUGGCUACCACUGAAUUCAUUAUCUAGAACAUUGCCAAAAAGUCACAAAGAGUACAGGUCAACUUCUGUUAUCUUCUACAAACCCAGCUAAGACAGUAUUAAAGCCGAAUUAGAUACUGUCAUUAAUUAACUGUGUAUUGUACCAUAGUAAUGCAUGAGAAUGUGGAGAGUUGUGCUACUCUAGUAACCAGUAUGACCACACUACUGUGCACUGUGCCGGCCUCAGUAUAUUCUCAUCAAUUGCCUGAUGCGAUCAGUCUGGCCUUGAGCAAAGCGUUAAUUCUGUUAAUUAAAAAAAACGCAAUAGUUUUGCCGGCAGGGGUUUCAUUUUUUUCAGUGUGGCACCGCCACACAUCUGUCAGCAACUGGUGCUGUAUGGCAAGCUCCACCACCAUGGAGCAUUUUUUGUAAUGAGAAGCUACUAAUGCAUGUACCUGUAUAUGCAGUCACUAUAGCCAUUAUCUAUCAACUUAGAAGCAUUCUUUUGUUCCAUGUCCACUGCUUGAAUGGUACCGACAGAUAAUACUGUGACAAUCUGUCUGAUAAAGAACAAUACUGGUGACGUGCAGAA
Messenger RNA from Sycon ciliatum, 5586 nucleotides. RefSeq lists its product as uncharacterized. NCBI's taxonomy places the organism in Eukaryota, Metazoa, Porifera, Calcarea, Leucosolenida, Sycettidae. Gene Ontology annotation, molecular function: protein binding. The coding region runs from base 415 to 4920 and encodes 1501 amino acids. The transcript is spliced from 11 exons. The record is from RefSeq and is a predicted model, not a curated record.